AUGCCACUGACGGUGUGGGCGGAUCCAAUCGCCGGUGACGCGCGGCAACAAGGCGCGCACAUGCUGGAGGUCAUAAGGUACAGUACUCUCCACAGGCGCAGGGGCGUCGGCACCGGCGGCCGCAGGUGCGUCGAGUCCGUCGGCUUCACCGUCGGUGGGUACCAGUGGGCAAUCCUCUUCUACCCCGACGGCGACGACGCGCCCGGCAGCUCGGGGUACGUCUCCGUCUCCCUCGCGCUCCUCACCCGUCCCGCCCGGGUGAGGGCGUCCUUCAACCUGGGCCUGGUCAACCGCGCCACGGGGCUGCCGUCGUUCCAGCCCAAGGACACGACGGCGGUGUUCGACAACGCCGCCUGCUGCUGCCGCAUGUACCCCAUUCCCACCUGCCGCCACGAACGGAAGCGCUCCUGCCACGGCAUGCCGAGGCUCGUGAAACGGUGCGAUCUGGAGGCGUACCUCCGCGACGACGCCGUCACCGUCGCGUGCGUCGUGACGGCCGUCACCGGGACGGCGCUGACGUCCCGUGGCGCGCCGGAGAUCCGGGUGCCCGGGGGCAACCUGCACCUGCACAUCGGCGAGCUGCUCGUGUCCAAGGAAGGCGCGGACGUGACCUUCGGUGUGGAUGGCGAGGCAUUUGCAGCUCACAGGAUCAUCCUCGCCGCACGGUCGCCGGUCUUUGAGGCGGAGCUCUACAGCUCCACUUGCACUGCGGAGACGACAGACGCGCGCACUGUCGUGGUAGGUGACAUGCGGCCUGACACUUUCAGGGCGUUGCUCCAUUUCAUCUACACCGACUCCUUGCCGGCCAUGAGCCAUAUGGGCAUGGACGAGACGAGAGAGUUGGUCCAGCAUUUGCUAGCGGCCGCGGAUCGAUAUGCCAUUGACAGGCUCAAGGCGAUGUGCGAGCACAUCCUUGCAAGGACACUCCAUGUGGACAACGCGGCUAGCACAUUGGUUCUAGCCGAUCGGCAUGGCUGCGACACGCUUAAACAUGCUUCCAUCUAUUUCAUAGCAUCUUCCGAUAAUAGUGAAAUGGGUCAUGAUGAUGUGUCCGUAGAAGCAUUGGAGAAGACAGUGUAAAUUUCGGCCAAAUUUUAAAUGUAGUGUCUCAAUUUUAACAUAAUCUGGUUGAUUGUUUGUAACUUCUUCAAUCAUAUCAACAGCUUGAAAGUAGUUUCAUAUGAU
Messenger RNA from Zea mays, 1185 nucleotides. RefSeq names its product BTB/POZ and MATH domain-containing protein 1. The record is from RefSeq and is a predicted model, not a curated record. Lineage: Eukaryota; Viridiplantae; Streptophyta; Magnoliopsida; Poales; Poaceae. The transcript has a single exon. Gene Ontology annotation, biological process: protein ubiquitination. Gene Ontology annotation, molecular function: protein binding. The coding region runs from base 1 to 1080 and encodes 359 amino acids.